GGCUAACCGAGUGCUAUCAGAGAGACGUUCAGAGCAGCGCCGCCUCCUCACUGUCAUCGGCACCACUGCUGUCAUGGACUCUGACCUGCUUAAACUCAACCAGCUUAAGUUCCGAAAGAAGAGGCUUCGUUUCGGACGCAGCCGAAUCCACGAAUGCCUGUUUGCGAUGGAGCCCAUUGCUGCUGAUGAGAUGGUCAUUGAGUAUGUGGGUCAAAACAUAAGACAGAUGGUGGCUGACAAUCGAGAGAAGCGUUACGCACAGCAGGGCAUCGGGAGCAGCUACUUGUUCAGAGUGGACCAUGAUACGAUUAUAGAUGCCACCAAGUGUGGGAACCUGGCACGAUUCAUCAACCACUGCUGCACUCCAAACUGCUACGCCAAGGUCAUCACCAUAGAGUCCCAGAAAAAGAUUGUGAUCUACUCAAAGCAACCCAUUGCCGUCAACGAAGAGAUCACGUAUGAUUACAAGUUCACUGGAGGAGAAAAGAUCCCUUGUCUGUGCGGAACGGAGAACUGUCGUGGGACGCUCAACUAGUCAACGCACUUCUCUACCACACUUACCAAUGGCCAGCCAUACCCGUAAACACCUCCCUUUCCCCAUGAGUUCGCUCUCCUAAAUGUGUAACUUGAACCACCCCAGUACACUAUGCUGCCCCUCCUCAUGGCCUCAUAGCCGGCCUCACAGUACCUAGGACGUAGACACGCACACACUUGGCACUUUUCAC
Molecule: messenger RNA, 725 nt
Organism: Maylandia zebra (zebra mbuna)
Lineage: Eukaryota; Metazoa; Chordata; Actinopteri; Cichliformes; Cichlidae
Source: RefSeq, a predicted model, not a curated record